AUGGUCCGCGGAAGCGAGAGACAGGAAAUCCAAGACCGGGCCAAGAGAGCGAAAGACACGGAUUUGUCCGGAGACCAACGAAACAUUUCGUCUCAACUUUUUUCUGUGUGUCUCUGUUUGUGUGUCCCCUCCGCGGCUCUACCUCUUUCUCCCUCCGUCGCGGGCCAACAAUCUCUCCUAGAUCCGGACUCGACUCCGAUCGCAGACAACUUGACACAACAGCAGGCAGUCCGCUCUUCGAGCCCGCUGUUCAUCAGGCGCGUGUUUCAGAGGAGGGCGAGGGAGAGAGGUACGGAGUACGGCCGACAGGCUUCACCCUGA
Messenger RNA from Colletotrichum tamarilloi, 321 nucleotides. RefSeq lists its product as uncharacterized. NCBI's taxonomy places the organism in Eukaryota, Fungi, Ascomycota, Sordariomycetes, Glomerellales, Glomerellaceae. The record is from RefSeq and is a predicted model, not a curated record. The coding region runs from base 1 to 321 and encodes 106 amino acids. The transcript has a single exon.